Messenger RNA from Ochotona curzoniae (black-lipped pika), 2070 nucleotides. RefSeq names its product TBC1 domain family member 9B-like. The record is from RefSeq and is a predicted model, not a curated record. Lineage: Eukaryota; Metazoa; Chordata; Mammalia; Lagomorpha; Ochotonidae.
AUGGAGCACUUUCCUCCCACCAGGAAAUGGAGCCCGAGUCGGCCCAGCUGUUGCACAAACGUGACAUCCCAGACUUGGGCACUCCCAGGGGCACCUGGCCACCCCAGAAGAUGUCUGGACAAUGUGGUCAAUGAGCAGAGUACUUCCCCACCAGUGCCACACCUCCAUGCCUUGCUGACCAGUGGAGACGAGCCUCCCACACAGACAGACAUCUUUGACCUCCUCAAAGCCUCCUAUGAGAAAUUCAGCAUCCUGCGGGCCAGCGACACUGAGCAGAUGCGGUUUAACAGGCUGAGAGUGAUCCAGUGCUUGGAGGACACAGCCAAGAGGAGUGUGGUCCGAGCCAUACCUGGGGACACUGGCUUCUCCACUGAAGAGCUGGAAGACCUUUACAUGGUGUUUAAGGUAAGAGCCGAGAACAAGGACAGGACCUAUAUACACAUCUUAAAACUAUGCUCCAAAACAAAAGUGAGUGCCUCCAGGGGCCUGACCCUGCCUUGGCCUUUUCCCAUGGCAUCCCUGGCCAGUCUGUCCUUCCCUCCCUUGUGGGGCUGGGGCAGCUGGCCGCAGGGAAGGCUGAGCUGGCCUGGCGAUACUCUGAGGAAGCCUGGGACUGGCUCCCGGGCCCUCUGCAGCUGUGAGGAGGUCCUGUCCCAGCCCCCUGGAGCCUGCACCGUCCUGGGGAGCCCCUCUCAUCAUGCCCUCCUCCUGCCUUCUCCCACAGGCGGGAUGUACCACGGGGACAUGACUGAAAAGCUCAAGGUGCUCUAUAAGCUGCACCUUCCCCCAGCCCUAAACUCUGAGGAAGCCGAGUCAGCCCUGGAGGCCACCCACUAUUUCACGGAAGACAGCUCCUCAGAAGCACUACCACAGGAAGAUCGGGAAGGAAGCAGAAGCGAGGAUACCCAAGAAAAGCGAGCAGAGGAGAAGGGGACCAGCCCCCCAGACUACCGACUCUACCUUCGCAUGUGGGCCAAGGAAGAGGCUCAGAAGGAGACCAUCAAGGAUCUGCCCCAAAUGAACCAGGAGCAAUUCAUUGAGCUGUGCAAGACGCUAUACAACAUGUUCAGUGAGGACCCCCUGGAGCAGGACUUGUACCACGCCAUUGCCACAGUGGCCAGCCUCCUCCGCAUCAGUGAGGUGGGGAAGUUCUUCAGUCCGAGUGUCAAGAAGCCCACGGGUGGCACUCCCAGCAGGGACCAGGGCAGUUCCACCGAGGAUGAGUCCCCACUGCCAUCACCUGCAAGGGAAUCCCAUCAGGACCCAGUACAGGAAUGCCAGCUGACAGCCACGGGGGACCCCUGGACCAAAGCUGGUGGAGACACCCACCUUGGAAAAGUGCCACAGGAGAGACAGACGGUGGUAGAGGGGGGCAGUGGAGAGGGGCAGGGCUCACCCUCCCAGCUCCCGUCUGAUGAUGAAACCAAAUACAACAUAUCCAUGUCCUCCUACUCAGUGGUCAGCAUGGGCUCCCUGCAGUGUGAAGACCCCACAGCCACAGCCCGCAUUGGGAACACCAUGGACGCAGACUGGUGCAUCUCCUUCAAGCAGAUCCUGGCCUCCAUCCUGCCGGAGUCUGUGCUGGUCAACUUCUUUGAGAAAAGGGUGGACAUUGGACUCAAGAUGAAGGACCAGAAGAAAGUAGAGAGACAGUUGAGUGCCUCCAGUGAGCACGAGCCAUCUGUUGCUCUGGGCUGAGCCCCUUGGCUGAGUGAUUCUGGCCGAGGCCUCUGUCCCUCCCUCCUUCCCUUUGCAGUUUCUCAUUAAAGACACAGCCCUCCUGCUCCCCCUUGGAAGCAGUGAGUUGUAAGUGAAAGGAAGGCUGAUGCCAACACAGCUGCCUUAGAAAGAGUCUCUGGGCCUGCAUCCCCUAGCACAGGCCAGUCCUGGGAACCAGGAAUAAGUGGCAGCUCCUCCAUUCCUCUCUGCCUGUGGCCUGGGAAGGCAGGAGAGGACAGCCCAAAGCCUUGAGACCCUGCACCCACGUGGGAGACCUGGAAGAAGCUCCUGCCUUCUGGCUUUGCAUUGGCUCAGCUCUGGAUAUUGCAGCACUUGUUGAAUAAACCAGUA